This is a messenger RNA of Pieris macdunnoughi, 714 nucleotides long. The record is from the annotation of a GenBank genome assembly. Lineage: Eukaryota; Metazoa; Arthropoda; Insecta; Lepidoptera; Pieridae.
AUGCCUCGCCUAGAGAAUCCACCACCGGAAGACUUCCGCCGCAUCCUGCGCGAAAAGGCACUGAACCAUAGUUUAUUUUACAUGAAACUUGGGGCAGGAAUCGGCCCCGAGCAUGUGCGAGAGUCCUCACAGCCGCAGAAUCAGUCCGCGCGCCGACAAAGCGACACUGUUGCGCGCGCGCGCAAUCGGCAAACUCAACCGCGCGUAUCAGAACUUCUUAAACAUUUCGAACCUGGACCGAUGCAGUAUUUGCGUAUACCACGAGCGAUAACACCCCCAGAAGACAUUAGUUCAUCAGAUGAUGAUGAUAGAGCGGCGAUCAGGCGCCGCAGCCGUGACCUGAGCGACGAUUCGGCUGUCGAGCUGGAGCCGCGAAGGCGGCAUUCCCACCCUCGGGAUAUAACACCACCACCAGAUCCCAUGUCGCCGAGAAGAGAGAGAACAUUAAUAGAGGCUAAUGUGGUGGAAAUUGGGAGACGCGGCAGUGAGGGAUGUGAGACCAGAGCGCGGUGUGUGAGGACUCCCAGUGUGGUGGUUAGUGACUACUCUGAUGGUAUCGCUGUGGGUGCUACUGAUGAAGAAGUGGACUGGCUGCGUGCGAGAUCCCUAUCAGCUGACUCUGCGUGCUCAUCUUGUUCUACGCUUUCCAGCCGGGAUGAUGAGGAAUUUGAGUCCCCACCUAUGCCGAAAAAGGUAGGAAUUUUGAUUUACUAA